This is a messenger RNA of Podarcis muralis (Common wall lizard), 2602 nucleotides long. It is a transcript of the gene CAPS2, whose product is annotated as calcyphosine 2. NCBI's taxonomy places the organism in Eukaryota, Metazoa, Chordata, Lepidosauria, Squamata, Lacertidae. The record is from RefSeq and is a predicted model, not a curated record. Gene Ontology annotation, molecular function: calcium ion binding.
CGCCCGGCCUCCCCGUUCGCCUCUCGGGGCGUCUUUUCAACUUAACGCGCCCAAGUGGCGGUUGAGGGAGCGGGAGGCGUUCCGUCUUGUUUACCGGUCGCCUAGGCAACCGCCGGGGCGCGCGCUCAACGCAUCCCUUCCCGGGAGCCGUUAACGGAGAAACUAGCGGGGCCUUUCAAAUUCCAACCGCCGUUUCUCCGCCGCGCUUAGCAUCAAAGUCGGAUCUCCACAGAGUUCGCGCGCACGCGCGCGCGCGUGAGAGAAAAGAUUUGUUGACGGGCCGCCUUCGCCGCCCCAAGAGGGAGGGCGAGGAGCCAUGGACGGAGCCGCGUUAACCGAGAGGCGGCCGUCGCGCUUGGCCGCGGAUCUCCAGCCCGGCGGCAGGCGGCGGUAGUUAAUACCUGAAUUCAAAUGGAUUUAGAGAUUAAAGGAGUUGCUGCAUCUCCAAGAAAGCAAGCAGCCCUGUCCUCAAGGAACUACAAACUUGCUCAAGGAUGGAGGCCGCAUACAAAAACAAAACAUGGCCCUCGACCAGCUGAAGUUCCAUGCCUUGAUCUGGGAAAGCUGGGAGAUUCAGAGGAUGAGGAUGGUGAUCCCUACACUCCAUACAGUGGUGGACAGCCUCAUACUGGUCUACUACUUUCAUCUUCGAAUAUCAGCUGGGGUACUCCAUUACAGAGCCCUUAUGCACAGCAUUAUGAUAUUCAACAGACAGCAAGAAAAACAGAGCUGGAGAAAGCUGAGCUUUCUUUGUGGGAGCAAAAGACAGUACCAGAAAAUCUGCCACCCCCAACAGAUAAAUACAAACUCAAGUAUCAGCAGUAUGAAGCAGAAAUGAAAGAGGGAUAUAAACAGUAUUCUCAAAGAGCUGCAGAAAAAAAAGCAAAGGAUAACCAACAACACAAACCUCCAGAAAGAAUAGCUGAGGAAAAGGAUUUACAGCCUGAAAACAAAACAUAUGAUGAGAUGACAGUUUUUGAUGAAAAGGCCCUUCUGCAGCAAUGCUAUACAAGCAAACCCUACACAUUACAGCACAGCAUAAGAAAAUUGGAAGCUGAGGAUGUAGCAGCAGAAAGAAAAAAACAAACUGUAGUGGAACAAGUAAUGAUAGAUCAGUUAUCUAGAGCUGUGAUAAGUGAUCCAGAACAAAAUGGGAAUGCUGAUACUUAUGAGAAGGAUCUUAUGCUUCCAGGAUUAAGGACAGCACCUCUACGCUUUAGAAAAAGAACAUUACAUGAAACAAGAAUAAGGACUAGGUCAGCAUUAACUGAAAAUGUGCUUUCCAACAAAUUACGCUUUGAUGGUAGAAUACUAUCAAGAAAUGGUCGCGAUGCCUGUCGAGAACUGAUUGGAUUUUUCUUUGCAUAUGACAAAUCUCUAACUGUAUACGAAUAUCGGCAGUUUGGUAAAAAUAGAACAAAUGCUCUACCUUUCAUUCAGAAGGGAGUUUAUACUCAUCAGUGUGGACAGAGAAAAGGAAAGCAAUACUGUCUAAGUGAUGUCUAUGUUGGAGCAGACCUAACUUUUUUGAGUGUGCAACACCCUGCCCUUCCAGAAAGUAUGAAACAGAAACCAGUAUUUACAAUCCGUGUCACAAAUAUUGACGAAACUGCUAGAGCUUUUCUAAAGAAGUUUGAUGUGGAAAAUGAGGAACAUGCUAUCAAACAAGAAGGUGAAGACAAUAUUAUUAUACGGAAUGUUCAAGACAGGCUAAGAGAAAAGCUAAGUAAAAGAGGAGUUCGUACAAUUACAAGAUUAGGAAAGUACUUCCGGGAGCUAGAAAAGAAACAACAUGGAAUUCUUACAAAAGCAGACUUCAAACAAGCACUGAAAGUGUUUCAUUUAGACAUUUCUGAAAAGGAGUUUGAAUCUUUGUGGUUAAUGCUUAAUGACAACAGAAAUGAGGAAGUUGAUUAUGCUGAGUUUACUCGUGCCAUCCUUGGUGAAAUGAAUGAAUAUAGGAAAGCAUUUGUGAGAAAAGCUUAUAUGAAGCUGGAUUAUAACAAAACUGGCAGUGUUCCUAUGACAGAUAUCAAGAAAUGUUAUUGUGCUAUAAAACAUCCUCAAGUCAUAGCAGGUGAUGCAACAGAAGAAGAAAUUAGAUCUUCAUUUCUAGAAACUCUGGAGGAUGCCUGCAGCAAUGCUAAUGAAGUGUCAUUCUGUGAGUUUGAGGACUAUUAUGAAGGAUUAAGUAUUGGAAUUUUGGAUGAUGAAGAUUUUGUUAACACAUUAAGGAACCCCUGGGGUAUUUAGUGUAAACAUCUAGGUGAGGAGCAGUACCAGAAUUUGAAACAUGUUAACGUCUUGCAUGAAAGUGUCUCAAAUUAGCCUGAAUAGUCUGAAGAUAUUUCAGUAAUUUUUUGGAAUGUUGUUUGUUCAUCUCCUUUGAACUUUACACUUUUACACUCUGAAUAUUCUUAAUAUGAAAGCUGUGUUUUGGUACAAAUUCAGAAUAUUUUCCUGCCUCUGAAAACUCUUAUUAAGACUACAUCCUAGAUAAGGAAACUGUGUGUUUUGUUAAAUCGGAACUGAGUAAAAGGAGAUAUGAGAGAGGAAGUUACAGGUUUGAUCAAUAUAGUUAAUUUUUUUAAGUGAUUGUAUG